AAAAAAAAUUGUCAUAAAAGUUAAAUAUUUUUGUUUAAAUUACAAAUUAUAUAUUAUAAUUAGUUUAUAAGAUCACUGAGUAUUACUGUUUAUAUAAAUUGGACAACAAAUGGUUGCUUAAAUAUACCUGCAGUAAUUUCUGUCAAUAUGAAGUUUACCAUAGAAGACAACAUAAAGAAGUUUUACCCAACUGUGGAAGAAUCUCGUAUUAACAACAAACUUAAAUGUACAGAGGAGGGAUGUAAUAGUGUGUUUGUCUCAGAAUCAAACCUUAAUUUGCAUCUGGUAAAGACCCACAACAGAACAAACUUGAAGAGCGAUACAUGCCAAAAACAGUACUUUUGUCCUGAGCUGGGAUGCCCCUAUCACACAAAAAAAUAUUUCAGAAAGUUAAAAAUACUUCGAACACAUUAUACGAUGACACACUCACCGGAGCAGUUUGAGUGUUCAACAUGUGAUAAAGUAUUUCCACUUGAAAAAGUACUGUCUCGGCAUGUCGAAUAUUGUGGAGUCAACUUCGUAUGCCAUCAGUGUUCUGCUCACUAUGCAACAUAUGAAGCUUUACAGACUCACGGUAGAAGAAAGAAACAUAUUAUACCUGAGAAAACCUUCUAUAAACUAAAUAAUAAAGAGUAUGAAGUGAAAAGUGAUACUGUGGUACAAAGUAGUGCAGUUCCUAUUUUGCCUAAAAAUGCUGUUGGUUUUAUUCUAGUAGUUGAUUCAAUUACUAAAUUUAGUAGGGAAAGCCAAACAUAUGCUGAAGUACCUAAAUUUGAAAGCAAAAUGGUGCAAGUAUCUUCGCGAUUGGAAGGCCAGAAUAACCAACAAACGCAAACAGGAACCAAAAACCAAUUGUCGACUGUGCAAACUCAGACCAUAGGAGGUUACAAUCAUAGGAAGAGUAGUGCUAUUAGUGAUAACCCUUCCACACAGAAAACUUCAAAUACCCAAACAGAUAUUGUAGAAUCCAAAAAUUCGUCUUGCAAUACUUCGUAUAACAAAGACGAAUUUUUAACCAAAAACAGUGUCCAUAUGAAUAGUUCAAGUACCCAAACAGGAGAGUGUCUUUCUUCUUACACAGCUUCUACUCAUACUCAUGAUUCAAUUUAUACAAAUACAUCUGACCUGCUUAAAGAAGAUAUGAACGAUAAUAUUGGUAGCUUUGAAUUUGAUAAUUGUCAUAUGGAGACCCAAACCGACUUCAUAUUGGAUGAUGUAAUGUUCAAUGGCGAUUAUAUGACUAAUAUGUAUACGCAAACCUGUGACGAUAUUUUAAAUGACCUAGGAUUUAGUAAUAUCCAGACACAGACUGCAAUUGAUGAUAUAUUGAAAUCAGUAGAAAGCCAAACUGUCAUGUCAAGAACCACUGCUGGUGAAAGAGAUAUGACACAUAUGGAAACUCAGACUGACGUUAUUUUUAGAGAAAUGUUGGAGGUUAUUAACUCAUGACUGUAACUUCAUUUUUUUUUUCAAGGCAUUUACGUUACUACAAUAAUCCAAAUUUUAUAUGUAUCAAUAAUAUAAAAUUUCAAUAAAAAUGAUUUAGAAAUC
This is a messenger RNA of Diabrotica virgifera virgifera (western corn rootworm), 1551 nucleotides long. RefSeq lists its product as uncharacterized. Lineage: Eukaryota; Metazoa; Arthropoda; Insecta; Coleoptera; Chrysomelidae. The record is from RefSeq and is a predicted model, not a curated record. Gene Ontology annotation, molecular function: DNA-binding transcription factor activity, RNA polymerase II-specific; transcription cis-regulatory region binding. The transcript has a single exon. Gene Ontology annotation, biological process: regulation of transcription by RNA polymerase II. Bases 148 to 1449 code for a protein of 433 amino acids. Gene Ontology annotation, cellular component: nucleus.